This is a messenger RNA of Histoplasma mississippiense, 1041 nucleotides long. RefSeq lists its product with no specific name. The coding region runs from base 1 to 1041 and encodes 346 amino acids. The transcript has 2 exons. Gene Ontology annotation, molecular function: zinc ion binding. The record is from RefSeq and is a predicted model, not a curated record. NCBI's taxonomy places the organism in Eukaryota, Fungi, Ascomycota, Eurotiomycetes, Onygenales, Ajellomycetaceae.
AUGUCGGCUCCAACAAAACAACUGGGGAACCUAUCUCUUGGUGGCAGGAUGUCAACCACUCGUGGACAAGCAGAGAGACGCGGUGCAGUAGAUGACGAGGAAGAAAAUUCCGCCAGUAGCUCGUCUGGGGAAGAGGAAGUGGAGGAUUCGGCGCCUGGAUCAACCAAGUCCCUCGUCACAGGAAAUUCGGCCAUUUUGUACAACGUUUCCGGGCUUUCAGGAGAAGUAAGAGCUAGGGCACUGUCGGGGAUCUUGGGGAAAUUUGUUGUCGAUAAAUGUCGUUCGUCACAAGACGGAUAUGACUUCCAGGUCCUUGACCAUGGGCUGGUUCACUUGGGGAACGGGCCAAUGACUUGCUCCUGUUCGGAAUAUGGUGAUGGUCCGAAAGCCUGCCGACAUAUAUUUUGGCUCGUCGACCAACUGCAUAGAUUGACCCUUCCAAAAGGGCCAGGCCCCGGAAUCUCCCUAUCACGUACUGGUCAAUCUCCGAAUUUCCCUCCGUUGUACGAGCUUAUCGGCGGUCGUAUGGAAGAUAUCUUGCUAAAAGCUCGCUGGGCGUUAGUUGAUGAUCCAAGCUCCCCUGAAUUUUCAGAACAGGAAUCUGGUACAUCUAUGAGUCGCCCCGAAAAAGUUAGGGAUAUUCUCUCUGCCUUCAGUGAAGCCACGAUGCCUGAUGACUUCCGCCCUGACCAGGUGGAAACUAUCCGCCAGUCGAGAACACCAGAACAGUGUGUUGUCCAGGGUGAUUUUGAAGCAACAAUGUUCCGCCUGGCAGUUCACGACGAUAAUGUCUAUCGCAGCCUUCGCAAAGCAAUGCCCGCACCUGCGCGCUGUGCUAUAUUCUUUGACAAAGUCCAAAAAAAGACUCGUGCCUUGUUGGUUGAUUUUGACCGAUACUGCCAAUAUGGGACUCCCCAGCGAGACGGGACUGCGUUGGAAAUCCGUGUUGUCGUAGAGCGGCUGCACGAGCUUGUCUCUCUGUCGCAAUCAACAUUGCCCCUCGCGCGCCCGAUAGCCAUAGGAAUGCACCAGAUGCCUUGA